AUCAGGAUUUAAAAUAAUAAUGGCAGCGGCAGCACCAGCAGCUGCAGCAGCAGCACCGGCUGCAGUAGCAACGGGUGGACCCAAAAAUAUAGUGGAAAUUGCAGGUGAAGCCAAUAUCACCAAUUAUAUGAAGAAUCGUUUGAGACGCGGAGGCAUGAAACGCAAAGGCAUGCAAGUGGUUAAUGGCCAUAAGUUUGUGGUAAGAUUUUUUAAACAGCCAACUUAUUGUGGUCAUUGUAAGGACUUUAUAUGGGGUUUUGGCAAGCAGGGUUUUCAAUGUGAAGAUUGUCGUUUUAAUAUCCAUCAAAAAUGUGUGAGUUUUGUGGUAUUCAAGUGUCCCGGCACUGAGACGGACAUCGAUGCUGAUUGUGCCAAAGUUAAGCAUUCCUGGAUUUCAACCACCUACUCGUCUGCCACAUUUUGUGAUGAUUGUGGCCUAUUAUUGCAUGGUGUUGCUCAUCAGGGUGUCAAGUGUGACAACUGCAAUCUUAAUGUGCAUCAUGGCUGCAAGGAUAAAGUACCACCACUUUGUGGUUCGGAUAUUAGUGAAAUAAGAGGCAAACUAUUACUGUAUGUGGAAAUGAAAGGCAAUUCCUUAAAGGUAGAAAUCAAGGAGGCUGCCAAUUUAAUACCCAUGGAUACUAAUGGUCUUAGCGAUCCCUAUGUAGCCGUACAACUACAUCCCGAUCGCAGUGGCAAAACUAAAAAGAAGACCAAAACCAUUCAAAAGAAUUUAAAUCCAGUUUUCAAUGAAACAUUUACAUUCGAUAUAACUCCACCUGAUCGUGAGAAACGUUUACUGGUAGAAGUUUGGGAUUGGGAUCGUACUUCACGUAACGAUUUUAUGGGCUCAUUUUCAUUCAGUCUGGAUGAGAUUCAAAAGGAAGCCAUUGAUGGUUGGUAUAAGUUUUUGUCUCAGGUUGAGGGUGAACAUUACAAUAUACCCUGCAGUGAUCCAGUUAAUGAUAUUGCACGUUUGAGGGAUGAAGUUCGUCGCGAAAAACCCUCCAACAGACGUCGCAUGGACAAUAAGGACAUGCCACACAACAUGAGCAAACGCGAUAUGAUCAGGGCAGCUGAUUUUAAUUUCAUUAAAGUCUUGGGCAAGGGUUCGUAUGGCAAAAUACUAUUGGCCGAGCGACGUGGUACUGACGAACUGUAUGCCGUGAAGGUCUUAAGGAAAGAUGUUAUUAUACAGACAGAUGACAUGGAAUUGCCCAUGAUAGAGAAGAGUAUAUUGGCAUUGCCGGGUAAAUCACCAUUUUUGGUAUCCUUGCAUUCAUGCUUUCAGACUAUGGAUCGUUUAUUCUUUGUUAUGGAGUAUUGCAAGGGUGGAGAUUUGUUGUAUCACAUGCAACAAUAUGGCAGAUUUAAAGAAUCAGUGGCCAUAUUUUAUGCCGUUGAGGUGGCUUUGGCUUUAUUCUUUUUACAUGAACGUAGAAUUAUUUAUCGUGAUUUGAAAUUGGAUAAUAUUUUAUUGGAUGUGGAGGGUCAUGUUAAGCUGACCGAUUUUGGUUUGUCCAAGGAUAAUGUGGCUGAAGGUGAUACCACCAAAACUUUCUGUGGCACCAGUUCUUAUAUGGCACCGGAGAUUAUUAUGUGUGAGCCUUAUAACCACACCGUAGAUUGGUGGGCCUAUGGUGUGUUUUUAUAUGAAAUGAUGGCUGGCCAACAACCAUUUGAGGGCGAUGAUGAUAGUACCAUUUUCAAGAAUACCAAAGAAAAGAAGGCUGUUUUUCCCAAACAUUUUACCCAAGAGUCAAUGGAUAUUAUAACUAGUUUCUUGGCCAAAAAGCCCAACAACCGUUUGGGUGCUGGCAGGUAUGCCCGCACUGAAAUACAAACUCAUCCCUUUUAUCAGGGUGUUGACUGGGAGGCGGCUGAAGCUGUAGAUUGGAUAGAUCCACCCAUUGUGCCACAUAUUAAACAUCGCAAGGAUAUUUGCAAUUUUGAUCAAAAUUUCACCAAGGAGAAAACCGAUUUAACUCCUACCGAUAAGCUAUUCAUGAUGAAUUUGGAUCAAAAUGAUUUCAUUGGAUUUUCUUACAUGAAUCCGGAAUUUAUUACCAUGAUAUGAACUAUUUUAACAAUUUAAGUUUAAAAGCAGAUCAUGUAAAGUAGAAUUUCAAGAUUAAAAAAAAACAAAACAAAAAUUAUAAUAUCAAAAUAAUUAUAAACUAUUUACUUAUAUAUAAAAAAUUAAUGUUGUUGCAGUUGUUGUUACAAUUCCUAUUAUGAAAGUAUUUACUAAAAUAAA
Calliphora vicina (urban bluebottle blowfly) is the source of this 2257-nucleotide messenger RNA. RefSeq names its product protein kinase C, eye isozyme-like. The record is from RefSeq and is a predicted model, not a curated record. The coding region runs from base 20 to 2077 and encodes 685 amino acids. Gene Ontology annotation, cellular component: cytoplasm; nucleus. Gene Ontology annotation, molecular function: diacylglycerol-dependent serine/threonine kinase activity; ATP binding; zinc ion binding. NCBI's taxonomy places the organism in Eukaryota, Metazoa, Arthropoda, Insecta, Diptera, Calliphoridae. Gene Ontology annotation, biological process: protein phosphorylation. The transcript has 13 exons.